AUUUUAGGAAUGUAGCAAUGUUUCAUUACAAAGUUGCCAUUUGGUGUGCUUGUGGAAACAGGGGAAGUGGGAGCUGAGGCUUUUCUGACUUGCAGGAGGGAGUCGGUCCAGUUUGGAGAAGCCGGCUUUCCCUCCGGACUCUUCUGCUUUCUUCCAGGGUGGAGAUGCAGUGCCCGGGAGGUGGGGGGCACCCCAGGGGCGGGCAGGGUGGUGUCUGCAUGUCCGGGUUGGUGCCUGGGGCCUGGAUCCGUGAAGACCUCACCUGGCCCCAAGUCCUGCUGCCCCUCCAGUGCCUCUGCUGACCUGAGAUGGACAACUUCCAGUACAGCGUGCAACUCAGUGACCAGGACUGGGCCGAGUUCUCAGCCACCGCCGAUGAGUGUGGCCUCCUGCAGGCUGGCUUGGCCUCUGGGGAUGAGCUCUUGUCCAGUGACCUUGAUCAAGGGGACAGCAGCGGCAGCAGUCCUCCUGGGCCUGCGCCCUCUCUCACUGGGCAGCAGGCUCCUUGGGGGAGGGGCGAGCAGGGCUUCAAGGAGGGCGACCAGCGGGUCAGCAGUUCUUGGUGUGAACCUGUCCUGGCCCUGGGGGCUGGUCAGCAGACACCCAGCACGUCCGCACUCUCGGAAGCUUGGCUGUCCCUCUGCUCGGGUGCCACCCCUCCUGGCCAGUGCUCACCCCUCCUGGGGCCAGUGUCCUCUGGAGACAAGAUGCAGAGGCUUCUGCAGGGCUCUGCCUCUACACAACCUGGGGAGCCCCCUCGGAGUCCUGAGUCCCCUGGCUGCAGCACCACCCCCCAGAGGCCCGCUGAUAGCCCUGGAGCCUCUCCACGGAGCCCCAGCCGGAGGAAGAAGCGUGCUGUGGGUGCCAACUGGGGAGGGCGCUCGGGAGCCCCAGGCCCUGCCCCUGCCCAGCCAGGGUCCCUCCUGCCCACCAUGGCCAGGCCUGAGGAAGGCCUUGGCCUGGCUGGGUCCAGGGGGAAGUGUCCUGUGGCUGGGACAGCAAAGCAGAUGGCAGGAACUGGGCCUGACAAGCUGGAGUCAGACCACGCAGGAGCUCCUAAGCCUGGCUGCAGUCCCCCAGAGCAGGUGUCUAUACCUGUCCCCAUAACUGAGCACGGUACAGACCAAAUGAGAAUGACCCCCAGUGCUGAGCUGCAUACGGCAUCCAAACCUGUCCAGGAGGUUCAUCCGGGUGUCUCAAUGGCUAAGCCAGAUGUGGCUCUGUCUACACCUACUUCUGAGCCUCAACCCAACACAGCUUUGUCUACACCUGCCUCUGAGCCUCAAUCCCAAACGGCUCUGUCUACACUCGCCUCCAAACCCAGACUGGAUGUGGACCUACCUACAGCAGGCCCAGUGGUCAAGCCAGAGGUGGACCCGUCCACACCUGUCUCCAUGGCUGUGCCACCUACAGUUCUGCCCCACUCUAGAUCUAAGUCUGACGUGGCUGUGUCUACACCUGCUCCCAGAACUAACACUACCCCCUCCGCCGUUCCCCAGGCUGGGCCUGAUAUGUUGGAGACGGAAUUUGUUGUAGGGGAGCCCACAGCGGAGGCCCCUGGACCCCACUCAGGGGAGCCCCCCCCAGGCCCUGUCCAAGCCCCCAAGAAGAAGAAAGUGCGAUUCUCUGUGGCUGUGCCCACCGAGGAGCCAAGGUCGGGAGAGGCCUCGGGCUCACCCUCACCAGCCACGGCCCGGCCCUCAGCCCCCAGGACAGCACCUGGGGGCCGCAGGGGGCCCGGAGCCUGGGAUGCGGUGGCAGCUGGGCCCCGGCCCCCACAGCCUCGGAUCCUGAAGCACUUGCCUCCCCCUGCCCCCUCAGCCUCGGUGGGGCCUGGGCCCAGGAGCUGCUUUGCGGUGACCCUCCCUGAGGCCUAUGAGUUCUUUUUCUGUGACACCAUCGAGGAGGAUGAUAAAGGUGCUGAGGCGGCGGCUGCAGACAGCCAGGCCCCAGCUGAGGCCCAGUGGCCGGACAUGUGUGAGUUCUUCUUCCAGGACUGCGGAGCCCAGAGGCCGAGGCACUGCGGGGGCUGCUCCCGGGCCCUGUCCCCGAGAGCCGAGCCCAUGCCAGCCCCCAGCCCUGGAGGCCCUGUGCUGAUCUCCAUCCCCGAGGCCUACGAACACUUCUUUGGGGAAGACAGGUUUGGGGAUGUGCUGGGGCCGGCUGUCUUCCUCCCACCGCAGACCUCAGAGGCCUCCAAGUCGGUCUCUUGGGAGCAGGGGUCUGGGAUCCCAUCCACGCCUGGCCCAGCCACAGCGGAGCAGCUCAGCCUGGCGAUCAGGCAGGCAGGGGAGCUCCGGGGUCCCCUCCCCUCAUUGACCUUCAGCCAGAAGGACAUGUGCCUGGUGUUUGUCGCCUUUGCCACCUGGGCUGUGAAGACGUCAGAUCUGCAUGCCCCAGAUGCCUGGAAAACAGUUUUGCUGGCCAACAUCGGUACCAUCUCUGCCAUCCGUUACUUCCGCCGGCAGGCAAGGCGAGGGCACCGCAGCCGCAGCCCCAGCCCCAGCCCCACCCCAAGGGACUGUGGCCGAGGCCCCUUGGGCUCCAUCCUGAGCAAUGAGCAGAGCCUCCAUUAA
Messenger RNA from Galeopterus variegatus (Sunda flying lemur), 2576 nucleotides. Its product is annotated as PGC-1 and ERR-induced regulator in muscle protein 1-like. The coding region runs from base 309 to 2576 and encodes 755 amino acids. The record is from RefSeq and is a predicted model, not a curated record. Gene Ontology annotation, biological process: response to muscle activity; regulation of DNA-templated transcription. The transcript is spliced from 6 exons. Gene Ontology annotation, cellular component: cytoplasm; nucleus. Lineage: Eukaryota; Metazoa; Chordata; Mammalia; Dermoptera; Cynocephalidae.